CAAAAAUACUACACAGUGCUGCAAUGUGUACACAUGUACAUGAUGUGUAUUAUACGUAGCGCUGGGGGUAUUAUCGCUGUAUGUAGUAUCAUGAUAGUCGUACACGUAUUUGCGCUGUGUGCACUAUGAAUGCAAUGAAGGUACGUGCACAUGAAAAUGAACUAAGUUACUUACAAUUUACACCUUUACGAAGUGCCAGAAAUAUCUGUUCAGUCAAGGUGUUUGACUGCCGGCAUCCUGAGGAAUAGUGGAAUUAACGUGAGUGGCUCGGUGUUUGUUAAUGUUUUACCAAGUUGACCAGGGGACUUCAGUGUCAUCUUAGUCAUUGGUCAACAGUUGAACCACCAGUGCAUAGACAGUAAGGAGUGAUCAAGCUGGGUUGUCCACUAACAAGACAGUAGAGCAACCAUGUCCAUGGCCAGUCUGUUCUCCUUCACCAGCCCAGUGGUGAAGCGGCUCCUGGGCUGGAAGCAAGGAGAUGAGGAGGAGAAAUGGGCCGAGAAGGCUGUAGACUCACUCGUCAAGAAACUCAAGAAGAAGAAAGGUGCCAUGGAGGACCUUGAAAAAGCCCUGUCGCGCCCCGGAGAAGCCAGCAAAUGUGUCACAAUACCCAGGUCACUUGACGGGAGGCUGCAGGUCUCGCAUCGGAAAGGGCUCCCUCAUGUUAUUUAUUGUCGCGUGUGGCGCUGGCCCGAUCUGCAGAGUCACCAUGAGCUGAAGGCGCUUGACGUCUGUGAGUACGCGUUUGGCAAGAAACAGAAAGAGGUUUGCAUCAACCCGUACCACUACAAGAGAGUAGAAAGUCCAGUUCUUCCGCCAGUGUUGGUGCCACGUCACAGCGAAUCAGUCCCCUCUCACAGCCUGCUACCCUACCGCAGCCUGCCUGAUCCUCCCUAUCCACACAACGCCACAUACCCACAGAGCUUUCAGCAGCAAGGCAACCAGGGACUGUCACCUCAUCACCCUGGCUCCCCUGGUGGACCUCAGCUCUCCCCGGCUAGCUCUAGCCCCAGCAGUCCAUAUGGGGUUCCUGCUGACACCCCACCACCAGCUUACAUGUCUUCUGAUGAUGGCAACACUAAUGAUGGAACACCUAUGGACACAUCAUCUGCACAGCCAACUAAAACUAACAUUAACUUGCAAGAUGUCCAACCUGUGACGUACACUGAGCCCCAAUGCUGGUGCUCCGUGGCCUACUAUGAGCUCAAUAACCGUGUAGGAGAGCCCUUCCAUGCAUCCAGUACCAGCGUGAUUGUGGAUGGGUUCACCGACCCCUCCAACAAGACAGAUCGAUUCUGCUUGGGAUUGCUUUCCAAUGUCAACAGAAAUUCCACCAUUGAGAACACAAGGAGACACAUCAGUAAAGGUGUUCAUCUGUACUAUGUUGGGGGUGAGGUCUACGCUGAAUGUCUGAGUGACAGCAGCAUCUUUGUCCAGAGCCGCAACUGCAACUAUCGUCAUGGCUUCCACCCAACCACCGUCUGUAAGAUCCCUCCUGGCUGCAGUCUCAAGAUCUUCAACAACCAGGAGUUUGCUGCUCUCCUCUCCCAGUCCGUCAACCACGGCUUCGAAGCCGUCUACGAGCUGACCAAGAUGUGCACCAUCCGCAUGAGCUUUGUCAAGGGCUGGGGCGCCGAGUACCACCGCCAGGACGUCACCAGUACGCCCUGCUGGAUUGAGAUCCAUCUGAACGGACCGCUGCAAUGGCUAGAUAAGGUCCUGACACAGAUGGGCUCUCCCCAUAACGCCAUCUCCUCAGUCUCGUGAUCAGCUCCACGGUAGGCUACACAGGGUCUCCUGUCUGUUAUCUUGAUUCUCAAUCAUGCCAAGGAGGAAUUCUUUGUUUCGUUCAGGCUGUACUUCAGGGAGUAGAUGAUUCUUACCGAUUAGAUCAGAGCCAUGAAUGUGUGCUUGACUCGCAUACAAAGUUAGAUUUGUCAGUUUUGAAACCAAGUCGUGACAUAAUUUUUACAGAUGAAACUGAAGUUACCGUUCAAGCAGUUUGCUGAUGCCCAAACCAAAAUCAAGCAUGGAAGCCACAUAUUAUGUGAGUCAAACAGUGAAAAAAGAAGAAAAAAAAGAACAAAGAAAAAAAUGUAAUAUUAGUAGGAAUAAGGUUACACAAAAAUGACUUUCCACUCAACAUUUCCAGCACUAGAUGGAUUGCUUGUGAAGAGGUAUUAAGCUUUGCACCCCACAAUUAAGUUUUGUCACUAAAGAUGUACACAACUUACAUGACUUACAGGGAGACACUCGGUUCUGUUGAUGCGUUGCAAUUGGCCGACAUAGUUACAGUACAAACCAAAGCAUCUACCGUGGGAAAAA
Patiria miniata (bat star) is the source of this 2325-nucleotide messenger RNA. RefSeq names its product mothers against decapentaplegic homolog 5-like. Bases 409 to 1767 code for a protein of 452 amino acids. Gene Ontology annotation, cellular component: heteromeric SMAD protein complex. The record is from RefSeq and is a predicted model, not a curated record. The transcript has 6 exons. Lineage: Eukaryota; Metazoa; Echinodermata; Asteroidea; Valvatida; Asterinidae. Gene Ontology annotation, molecular function: RNA polymerase II cis-regulatory region sequence-specific DNA binding; I-SMAD binding; DNA-binding transcription factor activity, RNA polymerase II-specific. Gene Ontology annotation, biological process: cell differentiation; transforming growth factor beta receptor signaling pathway; SMAD protein signal transduction.